Molecule: messenger RNA, 749 nt
Organism: Mizuhopecten yessoensis (Yesso scallop)
Lineage: Eukaryota; Metazoa; Mollusca; Bivalvia; Pectinida; Pectinidae
Exons: 3
Coding region: 60-494 (144 amino acids)
Source: RefSeq, a predicted model, not a curated record
CGGAUUUGUUAAAAAAUAUUCCUGGAGAAUUACAAGCCAAAUGGGAAUACAAAAACAUCAUGUACAAACUGGCAAGAUACGGAUUGAACUCUCUAGCCCGUCGUCGCAGUACCAUCAUCCAGAUGGAAGGAUCCGGACAGCAGCACAGCAUGUUGAAAUUCAUAAAAGUACUCGGAACUCUUCGGGAAUGGGAGAUCUGUAGUCCCGACAUCAGCGCUGCGGUGGAGUUCGCUCGGGAAAAGAUCAUUGAUAUGAGCAUAGAAGAUUUUGAGGCGUGGUUCCAGACUCAGUUCCCGAAAGUCGUACGACCUCAAACGGCACCACCAAGGAGUGAGAAAAAGGAUGAAAAAGAAAACACCAGUCGGGAUAACCGUAGUAUAAGUAGGUCGUCCUUUACUGUGAGAAAUGCACAAUCUGCCUCUGUAAAAGGCAGAAACGGUGCAUCUUCAGACGCUAAAACCAGGAAUGCCAAAUCCGCAGUGUACCGACGUUGACAGUAUUCAUUUUUAUCUCAAUAAAGCAUUGUCAUCUUGUUCACUGCCAAAAGUGGUGUGAUUCAAGUUAUUAAUUUAGUUAUCGCUUUAAACUAUUGCCUUAAAAAGAGUCUGUUAAAAUCUAGAGCGAUUACUUUAUGUUGACCGGCUAUGUUUAUAGUGUAGUAGAUACAAUAUGCAAGUACCGUUUUUGGAAUAGAAAAUUUUGUAUGCAUAUGUCUGGUCUAUCUUUGAUAUUCUAACGUAACUCAAUUA